CAAUAAUAUGAGGACUCCAUGAACGAUGAUCAAGCUCCCACCAAGCUCACUUCACUCCGGCUGCACCAAGGCCUUCAAUGCAAACAUCAACCGCCUGUCACGCGGAGGCGCCCACCGCCAAGUGUUACUCAAUUACGUCUCCAUGCUGAAAGAUUCCGUCCCCCCCGACACUUUCACCUACCCCAGCCUCCUCAAAGCAUGCAUUUCCCUGAACCUCUUCCGCCUCGGUCUCUCUGUCCACCAACACGUUCUCGUCAAUGGGUUUGAUUCUGAUUCUUACAUCGCAUCUUCUCUGAUCAGCUUCUAUUCCAAAUUUGGGUUCACAGAGAAAGCUCACAACCUGUUCGAUAAAAUGCCCGAGAAGAGUAUUGUUCCGUGGACAGCCAUUAUCGGGUGUUAUUCUCGGAAUGGUGAUGCUCGCAAUGCGCUCCUGUUGUAUAAUUCUAUGCAGCAUGAUGGGAUAAAGCCGAGUGCCGUUACUGUUUUGACAUUGCUCUCCGGGGCGACGGAGAUCAGCUACCAUGUGAGAUGCUUUCAUUCCAGCAUUGUAAAAUGUGGUUUCACAUCGAACGUUGUCUUGAUGAACUGUAUGUUAAGCCUGUAUAGUAAGAGCGAAAACGUUGGUUGCACAAGGGACUUGUUUGAGUCCAUGCAUGAAAAGGAUGUUGUUUCUUGGAAUUCUUUGAUUUCAGGUUACGUGGUGAAGGGGAACACAAACGAAAUCUUGAGGCUUAUGCGUAGAAUGAGGUUUGAGGGUGUGAAUCCUGAUUCGCAUACCUAUGGGUCAUUGAUUUCUGCUGUUUCAAAAGAGGGAAGUUUUGAAAUUGGAAGAUUGGUUCAUGGCCAGAUCAUAUCCCAGGGAUUUGAAUUAGACGUACAGCUUGAAACAUCAAUUAUAGUCAUGUAUCUUAAGUGUGGAAACUUGGAAUACGCAUUUAAUGUUUUUGAGAGAGCAAACUAUAGAGAUGCAGUUUUAUGGACAUCAGUUAUCUCAGGCCUUGUUCAAAAUGAACAUCCAAACAAGGCAUUAGAAGUUUUCCGUUGGAUGCUGGAUUCAAGAACUGCGCCAUCUACUAAUACUUUAGCCAGCACACUUUCUGCUUGUUCGCAGUUGGGUUUACUGAAAGUGGGAACCUCAAUACAUGCUUACAUACUGAGGCAAAGAAUAGAAAUGGACUCUCCUGCCCAAAACUCUCUCGUCACUAUGUAUUCUAAGUGUGGCUAUUUAAAGCAAAGUCUUGCUAUUUUCCACAUGAUAGAGAAAAAAGAUGUGGUGUCAUGGAAUGCCAUUGUUGCUGGGCAUGCGCAGAAUGGUGAUUUAUCAAUGGCUCUCCACAUGUUCAAUAAAAUGAGAACAACCCAUCAAAAGCCUGACUCGAUAACCAUUGUUUCCCUUCUUCAAGCCUGUGCCUCCACGGGAGGGUUUCAGCAAGGAAAGUGGGUCCACAGUUUUGUUCUGCGGACCUAUCUUGGGCCUUGCAUCAUGAUAGACACUGCUUUGGUUGAUAUGUACUGUAAGUGUGGCGAUGUAACCACCGCCAGGAAGUAUUUUGACAGGAUGGUGGAACACGAUUUGGUUUCAUGGAGCACAAUCAUAGCAGGUCAUGGUAGUCAUGGAGAAGGAAAGAUAGCUCUUGAGUUGUACUCGAGACUCUUGAGAAGUGGGAUGACACCAAACAGGGUUAUCUUCUUGGCUGUUUUAUAUGCAUGCAGUCACAGUGGACUUGUUGAGCAAGGGAUGAGCUUGUUCGACUCCAUGAUUAAUGAUUUCAAGAUUGAGCCAGAAGAUGAACACUGUGCUUGUAUUGUCGAUCUCCUUUGUCGAUCUGGUAGGGUGAAAGACGCAUAUGAAUUUUACAAGACAUGGUUCCACGAGCCAAUGGUUGAUGUUUUGGGUAUACUACUUGAUUCUUGUAGAGCAAAGGAUCUAGUGGAUUUGAGGGAUGCUAUUGCCAGUGAGAUUUCUGCACUGCAACCUGAUGAUGCAGGGAAGUAUGUGCAGCUGGCUCAUAGCUAUGCUUCGAAUACGCAGUGGGAGGGUGUUGGCAAGGUGUGGUUCCAAAUGAAAUCUCUUGGCCUGAAAAAGCUUCCAGGUUGGAGUUCUAUCGACUUGCAGGGGAAUAUUACGGCAUUUUUCAUGGGUCACAGUUCUCAUCCUCAACAUGACGACAUUAUGUCUCUUUUAAACAUUUUAAGUAGGGAGAGUGGAGAUGCAGUGUUCAUGGCUGACCUUGAAUUCUGUGAGACUGAUACUCCCUGCUAAUGAAAGCGCACGCCCCCUCCCGCUAUUCAGGAUCCGAACUUCUUUGCCUUCAGCGCCAGAGGACGAUGACGCACGCAGACGAACUAAUAAGGGGUCGGAACAAUGUUCGCCGAUGGAAGCGGCUACUUCUUCACCACCACCUUCGCCGCAUCAACAAUCCUCUUUGAAAUUUGUGCACUAAAUGUGAAUCCGGCCAUUGAAGGAGAGACAGGUUUAGGCUUGGCUCCUGGUCAAUGAUGCAAGCCAGGAGUGACCUGGUCUUCUGGAGGGCUCACAACAUUGAAGUGGAUCACUAGAUGUUGGUCUAAAUUGGAGAAGAUGCAACUGGCCCACAGCUACGCUUCGAAUACACACACUGGGAGGGAGUUGGCAAGUUGUGGUUCCAAAUGAAAAUAUAAUACGAGUAUAGAAAUAUGUUAAAUAAUGAAAAAUAAGUAGUUAGAUUUUUUUUUUCAAAUGAAAGAAAUAUUUUGGAUCACAUAUUUUUUAACAAAUAGCAAAAUUUUUA
Molecule: messenger RNA, 2771 nt
Organism: Cuscuta campestris
Lineage: Eukaryota; Viridiplantae; Streptophyta; Magnoliopsida; Solanales; Convolvulaceae
Source: the annotation of a GenBank genome assembly